Messenger RNA from Paramacrobiotus metropolitanus, 5148 nucleotides. RefSeq lists its product as uncharacterized. The transcript is spliced from 17 exons. The record is from RefSeq and is a predicted model, not a curated record. Gene Ontology annotation, molecular function: large conductance calcium-activated potassium channel activity. Lineage: Eukaryota; Metazoa; Tardigrada; Eutardigrada; Parachela; Macrobiotidae. Bases 225 to 5045 code for a protein of 1606 amino acids.
GUUGCUGGAAUUACCGUUGCAAACUACCGGCAAGUUUGAAUGCAGUCUAUACCGAUCGUUUGAUUAAAGGACUUACUGUGUGGCAAGUCAGUUAUUAUCUGUUGAUUUCGGCUUCUGAAAAAUUUGGUUGAAUGAACAUCAGAAUAAUAGUAAAUUUUAGUUUUGGUAAAAUAUGCUAAAAGCAGUGUAGGGAAGUGACCACAAGAUCUAAAGCGCCAAUAUAAAUGGCUCCGGACAACUUAACAUCAGUCGGAACAUCGUUGGAUACUGGCAAAGGAACGUGUAGUUUCGGGCAACCUGGAUUAUGCUGGCUCAUAACACUGGAUAACGCAACAUACACUGCUACAUCCCUGGCCAGAAUUCCGUGGACGUACUACGCUUUCUGUUUUGCCAGCCUGUUCGGGAUUGGAAUCUUGAUUAUUAUCCAUGGAAUCAUUAGAACUCCACGCUACAUUUAUGGUUUGCUCAAACUGAUUUGCCGGCAUUUAUUUCUCUCGCCGAUUCCUUUUACACGAGGACUAUUAGCAUUCACUCUAAGCAUGGCCUCGUUAUCCAUCAACUUUUUUUGGCCAUACAUGUUUUCCACUGAUGAGAAACUAAACCAUCAAUGGCACUCCGCUCUGACUACAGAAGAUCGGAAGCUGGCAAGGAUAGAUUUCGCGCUUAAUAUAGCUUUGCUGGUCCUUCUGAUUUUGAAGCCCAUCAAGUUCAGACGCAGGAAGGAUGGCUGGGUGCCCUUCAUUCCAACCGGGAAGAUUUAUGUGCGUUUCUGUCGAGCUGCUGCAACGCCAUCACAACUGGCGGCCAAUGUCUUUUACCUUUUGCGGGACUGGGAAUUUGUUUCCAACAUGGCCAACCUUCCGCUGCUAUUCUAUGAAACGUGUAUUGUUGCUUGUGUUGAUUACGCCGUGCCCGGGAUGUGGAAAGUGGCAGUCAUAAGCUUACAGUUUCUUCGACUGUUUUGCUUGAUUUGGUUUUGUGAUGAAAUAAUACGCAUUUUCCCGAAUUUGCCGCUGAAGAUUGGAACGAUCAUGAGGAGAAUAACAUGGAUUGCGUGCUGCUUCCUCAGCUGUGCAGCCUGGAUUCAGUUGGUGGAAAUUCUAGGCGAUUUUUGGUUGCCCUCUUACAACGGACAACAAGAUUUGUCGUACGGGAGGGUUGUGACCUUUCUCUAUGGUAAACUGGUAUUUCUUGAUGUGACAACGCUUCAGCUACAGACGACUGCCGCCAAGGUCUCUGUGUACAUUGUUCAAGCUAUUACCUUGAUAUUUCUCGUACAAAUCAUACCGGAGAUGCUGAAGCAGUUACCGAAAAUUUUGAAAAUACGCGCAUUCGACACCGUUUAUCGAAGGAGAGACACGAAAUAUGUAGCGUUGCUGGGUUCCGUAAAUCCCAGCGCUGUGGAGAGAUUUGCAAAAAGAUUUCGAUCAACAAACCCUGGCGAAAACAUUGCAGUAUUGCUCGAACCGGAAGCAUCAGACCCUGCAACGGAGGAAAUGAAUACAGUGGCCGGAAAGUACCGGGAUAUUCUAACCGUUGUGUCUGGUUCAGUUUUCAACAAACAAGAUUUAAACAAUGUCAUUUCAAAACAUUGUCAAUGUGCAUUCUUUUUCGCUAAUGAGAGUGCGCCGAACUUUACCGUCGAGGACCACUGCAAUUUCCUGCGUGUUCAUGCACUGAAACAACACCACCCUCAAGUUAGAGUGAUUGUGAAGGUUCUUCUGUUCAACAACAAGGAGCGAUUUUACGACAUACCGAACUGGCGAAAAGAAACCCCAGAUUCUUCUGUUCAAGUCGAUGGAAUCGUCUGCACGGCCGAGCUUCAAUUUUCACUUUUAGCUCAACGUUACUUCGCACCGGGAAUAUCACAAAUUAUUUAUGAAUGGUUCUCGAAGCCAGCCAAAAAAAGAAAAGGGAUUUGGCAAAGUAUACGAAAGUACUGGAAUUCCAGUGCAGAUACAAGGCCGGGAGUAGCUGAAAAUGUCGAAAGAUGGCUCGGUCGGUCUGGUCGACAAACCAUACGCUCUAUUGUUUACCACACAUCCAUGGAAAAAUCUAUCGAUAACCGACGCCCUCGUAGUACGGCCAGCACGAAUGCUCAAGACGUGCCAAUGCAGCAAAUUCACAAUGGAGUGGCUGCAAAUGAUAAUCCUCAGACUCCUUUAAAUGAAACCAGACUUGAUAUAAACGGAACACCGACGCUGCGACCCAAAACCAUUAGACUUUACAAAGACAUAGAGGAUAAGUUCAAAGAAAAGGGCACUUUAUUCGCCGUGCUGCAGGAAGGCGUAUUUCAUUUGUAUCCUCGAGAAAACCUGAUUGUGAAAGACGGUGCCAAGCUGUUUUUUAUCACUUCAGCUUCCGUUAACCAGCUGCAAAAGACGCUGUGCAGCAAUUGCUUUGACAGCAAAAAAAUAAAACUAGGGCUGGCAUGCGAUCAACCUGAUAAGGAUCUCGUGACACUGCCCAAAUCCAGCACCGGAAACAUGAUUCCGUGGCUGAAUACUACGACUGCAGCGAUGGAGGAAAACAAACAUGAAAUAUGGGAUCCAUCCGGACAGUUUAGACACUACCAGUCGCCCAAACGAGCCAUUCCGUUAAAGUGUGCGGACGAGAAAGACAGUGAACUGUCAACACUGGAACAUCACGUUGUAAUUUGCGUUAUCUCGGACAGCAGCUCAACGAAUCCUAUUGGACUCGUUAAUUUCAUUAAACCGCUACGCAGUAUCCAUGCAGUACCACCGGUCGUUGUCAUACUGGGCGAUGCCGAGUUCUUAAUUGCAGAGUGGGAUAGUCUGUCCGAUUUCCCUAAUAUCUUUCCAGUCAAGGGUACCCCAUUAAGCGAUAACCACCUUCGAGCCAUAAAUGUUCAAGCUAGCCGAAUGUGUCUGGUGGUCGAUGCCAGCGAGCGUCCCAAAGAGGAAUCGGAAAAAUGGAGCCAGUCGGCCAAUGCGGACUUGGUACUGCCGAUACUCCCUAAACAUUUUUACCGGCAUGUCAAUGCAGUUUUAGCAACUGUGGCUAUCACAGAAUAUUUAAAACGAUCGUCUGAAAGAAAAGAUCCCUUGAUCGAACAUUCCCUGAAGGUCAUCGAAGAGAUACUGAAGAAAUGCAACGUUCUUGAAGGCGAACUACAAAUAGAGGCUGCGUUGUCAGUAAAAGCGCAGCUUAAGGCAUUCCGAAUGCAUCGAGACCAGUCCACCGAAAAGACACUGCUGGAAAUGAAUAAUCUUUUGGAAGCUACCGAGGAAGCAAGAAGCGAGCUCUUGGAAUUUCUGAAAAGAAUUCGCCAGGCAAGUGAUGCCGAGACCGUAAUGCAACGGCUCGCAACAGAAUUGUGUCAAGGCGUUGAAGCAGUGCAACCAGAUGCCACAGCGGAGUUAAAGGAAAUCGUAGAAACAUAUCGAAGGGAAAAUCAGCGAAUCGUUCAAGAAGCUACUGAAAGGGUACGCGCGUUGAUACAGACAGUCAAGCCCCUCAAAGUCCGUCACCACGAAGACGUCACUGACUUUAUCCUUAGCUUUUCUAACAUCACACCAACCAGGCAGACCAUCGAGUCAGCCAUCCUGGAUUGUUUCAGUAAACCCACAGCAACAGAUCCAUUACCGGAACAUUUAAUAAAUGAUGUGAGCGGAGCCUUGCAACAUCGAAACCAAAGGGCUAACACGCUCGAGACCGGAUACCACAAUUUACUGGUAACGCUAUGCGGAAAUAACGAGGCUGUAAUUCAGAAGGCUGAAACACUUCUAAGGGGAAUACGAUGUGUACAUGACCCAACGCAAGAAAGAUGCACUAAAAUUAUGGAAGACUUUACACGAUCAUGUGGCAAGAUGUCGGAAACGUCGCACUGGAAGUUACUGCAGUUGGUUGAAAGAUUCCGCGAAGAGAAUUUCGAUUCUCUUCAAAACUGUGCCGAACAGAUUGGAGGGAUUAUAAUAAAUCCGUUUUCCGAGGAAGCAAAGUUCGAGCUAAUUCGGUUUUUGAAGCAAUUUCGGGAAACUUGCGAUCCGCUACCGGAGGAAAUCCUUACUUGCAUACACCACGAAGCGGUUGGCCUUAUCUCGUGGAACCAAACCGGAAACGGACACUCAGCGAAUCCGAAAGUGUUGGCUGACUGCACCAUGCCCACUAUUGUCGACGCUUUCAUGCUCAAAUGUUACGAAGAUAAAGACAUUUUUGAUGCUGUGCGCCUGCUUCUGUUAGGAUGUUACUGCGACACUCCAAAACAUUACCCGGAAAAGCGUGUUAGCGGAUAUCCUUAUUUAGGAAACCAGGCAGCAUUAAGCAAACUGACUUUUAGUUCCACCCUAUACAGCACCAGACGAAUUUGGAGAGGAUUGCGAAAGUAUAAUCCAUUGUCGGCUGAUGUGGAUCGCUGCCCACUAAACGGCCAACCAGAUACCAACGAAAAAGCUGAACUGAGCAACGGCGAAACCCUGCAAUCUUUAUCUCAGACCUUAAAACAAAAGAAUCUUUUAAUUCUUGCUCCUGAAGCUUCCUGCCUCAAGAGGAAAGCUCGGAACAAUCAGCACUAUUUUGCCCUUGAACGACCAUUCUACGUCGUGGCGCGCCAGAAGCUGUUUGCGAAGAUCCUUGUCUCGUUUAGCUCGGAUCUCGAUGAAAAUGCGGAUAAAGUUCUUUCGCUAGAAUUUUUACCUCCUUACAUUUUAAAAGCGGUUGCGGAGAAGAAUUCAGGGCUACCGAAAAAGUUCAGCACCUAUCAUCAUCAGGACUGGUUCUUUGCGUAUUACAGGGUUAUGGAUCAGGCUGCUAAAAGUUCUACAAGCAUACCAGCGGCUAUGAAAGCAGCCUUUGGAGAAAUGAGUCCUGAUCCUGCGAAAUAUCACAAAGCGACUGGACUGCCUAAGCUACCAAAGUCGGUUUUAAGUUUUGUUUUGGCCACAUAUUACCAUAAAAAGCUCAGUCAGAAACCCUCUCCAGAAUCAACAAUACCAGCCAACGAAUUUUUCUAUAAACGAAAUGCGCCGGUAGAAGCAGACCAAAUAACUUGGAAUGACUUAGCGCUCCUUAAGUGGAAUGAUUGACUGUGAACUUCUUAAAUCAUGCUAAUUGAUUUUGCAGUAGAUUUGGCUGAUAACAUCAGGACGUAUCCGUUUCCUAAGUGAAAACGCAACCACUUAGCUGAUU